CACAAAUACACGACAGGAAUUUCAGAACUUCAAAAUGAGGUUAAUUAUUAGACAUCAGUUAGGAAAAUAAGCUGCAUUUAAAAGACUAUAAAAUAAAUUCGAAUAUGAGUACCAGAAGUGACAGAUACCUAUUAGUUGCAGCAUUAGAUUUUGGGACAACGUAUUCGGGAUAUGCAUAUGCCCUGCGAGGAGAUUUUAAAACAGAGCCAUUAAAAAUUCAAGCCAACCAAGCAUGGAAUUCUGGUUCCUCUCAGCACUGGUCUCUGAAGACACCAACGUGUCUACUUCUUGACAAAAAUAAGGAGUUUAAGUCUUUUGGUUAUGAUGCUGAAAAUACAUACACAGAUCUCGUUUUAGAUGAGGAACAAAGCGAUUACUACUUUUUUAACAGAUUUAAAAUGAAGCUGCACAAGAACAAACAUUUGUCUACCAAAAUGAUCCUUGAGGACGUAACAGGAAAAUCCGUGUCAGCAAUAAAUGUGUUUGCUUUGUCAAUCAAAGCUUUAGUUGACCAUUUAUUGGAAUUACUAGAUAAACGGGGAACAGGAAUGUCUAGGGAUGAUGUAAGAUGGGUUUUGACACUACCAGCAAUAUGGACAGACUCAGCCAAACAGUUUAUGAGAACGGCCGCUACUAAGGCUGGAAUUCCUGAUCAAAACCUUUUCAUUGCGUUAGAGCCUGAGGCUGCGUCUAUCUACUGCCAGCAUCUCCCAACGGAAAAACUACAUGGAGCAGAGGCAGGUUUUCACAUGUCACGGGCUGGUACCAGAUAUAUGAUUGUUGACCUUGGAGGUGGAACAGCAGACAUAACGUUGCAUGAAAAACUACCAGAUGGUCAACUGAAAGAAAUUUGCAGAGCAGAUGGCAAUGACUGUGGUGGCACAUCAGUUGACAAUGCAUUUUUUCAAUUAUUUGUUAAGAUUGUUGGGGCUCCUCUUAUGAAUACUAUGAAACAGGAAGAACCGGGUGCUUUCUUAGAUAUUUUUAGGGCAUUUGAAAAUGUCAAAAGAACAAUAGAUACCACAAAAACAGGAAAAGUCAAUGUAACAUUCCCUUUUGCAACGUUUGACUCUCUUUGUCAAAAACACUUAUCCGAAAGUUUUGAUUCAGCGUUAGCAUCAUCUAAAUAUAAAAAAGAGAUUAUGCGUCGUGGUGACAAAAUUAGAUUUGAGGUAGAUUUAAUGAAAUCUUUAUUUGCCCCAACUAUCGAUGGCAUCAUUUCUCUUGUGAAGUCCGUACUGGAGAAGAGAGAAGCUCGCAUGACAUCACUUAUAAUAAUGGUGGGUGGAUUCUCGGAAUGUCGCCUUAUACAAGCUGAACUGAGAAAACAGUUCCCUAAACAUAGAAUCAUCGUUCCGGAACAAGCUGAUUUGGCAGUUCUUAAAGGCGCAGUUUUGUUCGGUCAAAAUCCUUCAGCAAUUGAAUCAAGAGUUAUCAAGACGACAUAUGGAGUGGCGAUGACUGCAAAGUUUAAUCCAACAAAACACGACGAGAAACACAAAUCAGUUAUAGCCGGCGUCGAAAAAACUCGAAACUUGUUUGAUGUUAUAAUGAAGGAAAAUUCGUCCGUUCCAGUUGGGACUAAAAUUACCAAAUCAUAUAGCACUACAAUGGAAAAGCAAAAUGAAAUAAAGUUGUCUGUCUAUACAACAAAUAAUACUAAUCCAAAAUAUGUAGAUGAAAAAGGAUGUUACCUUCUUGGAGAAAUUGUAACGGCAAUUGAAGAUCCUUCCGACGAGAAAAGAUGGUUUGACAUAGAGUUUGAGUUUGGUAAAACCGAAGUUAGUGCUGUAGCUAAGGAUAAAAAGUCGCGACAGCUCUGCAAAGCAACAUUUAAAAUAGCAUAAAUUAAUUUUCGAACUGA
Molecule: messenger RNA, 1864 nt
Organism: Mytilus californianus (California mussel)
Lineage: Eukaryota; Metazoa; Mollusca; Bivalvia; Mytilida; Mytilidae
Product: heat shock 70 kDa protein 12A-like
Exons: 5
Coding region: 105-1847 (580 amino acids)
Molecular function (GO): ATP-dependent protein folding chaperone; ATP binding
Source: RefSeq, a predicted model, not a curated record